GGAGCCGUCAGCCGGAGGCUCGGGGUCCGGCGGGCGCGGCGCUCCCUCCUGUGCGAGCGAGCGAGGAGGCGGUGGCCGAGGGCGGGAGCCCAGCCCCGGCGGGAGCGCGGUGAGCCGCCCGGCAGCACUGCGGGGAGGAGGCCACCGGGCGCUUUGUUCCGUUCAGGGGCUGGAGGUGUGGCCGGCGGUGUGGCCCGUUCCAAGCUCGCUGGGCUACGCUACGCUGCACCGGGCUGCACCCGGGUAGCGGGCUCCGGCUGUGCGUGGCCUCUGUGCCUACCACCGGCUCUGGCGUAACGGUGUGCAGCAGAGAAGUCGCUCUCCACUCCGACCCAAGUGGGGAGGGCCUAGCCGCUGCUCAGACAGACUCCUAGUCAUCCUGGGGUUCCUCGGCUGCCCGGGUCUGACUACCGGAAACAUGGCAACCAGCGCUGUUCCCAGUGAAAACCUUCCCACAUAUAAACUAGUAGUGGUGGGAGAUGGCGGUGUGGGCAAGAGUGCGCUCACUAUUCAGUUCUUCCAGAAGAUCUUUGUGCCUGACUACGACCCCACCAUUGAAGACUCCUACCUGAAGCAUACAGAGAUUGACAAUCAGUGGGCCAUCUUGGAUGUUCUGGACACAGCUGGGCAGGAAGAGUUCAGCGCCAUGCGGGAACAGUACAUGCGCACGGGGGACGGCUUCCUCAUCGUCUAUUCCGUCACUGACAAGGCCAGCUUCGAGCACGUGGACCGCUUCCACCAGCUCAUUCUGCGUGUCAAGGACAGGGAGUCAUUCCCAAUGGUCCUCGUGGCCAACAAGGUGGAUUUGAUGCACCUAAGGAAAAUCACCAGGGACCAGGGAAAAGAGAUGGCGACCAAAUACAAUAUGCCAUAUGUAGAAACCAGUGCCAAGGACCCGCCGCUCAACGUGGACAAAACCUUCCAUGACCUAGUUAGAGUAAUUAGGCAACAGGUUCCAGACAAAAACCAGAAGAAGAAAAAGAAGACAAAAUGGCGAGGGGACAGGGCCACUGGCACUCACAAGCUGCAGUGUGUCAUCUUGUGACAGCCUGAAGCCCUGGGCAUAGCAACCGUGAACUGCCACCCCCUGGGACCAGCCCACUGCCUAACUGCACUGAGAACCAUUUCUAACCACAGCCCUUGGCUCUGGACUGGGCACAGGAAGGGAAAGGGAGGAGGGGCAGGAGCAGGCAGGGGCUGGCUUUGCUGCCUCUCCCAGGAGACAGGGCUACCGCUUCCAAACCCUUCGUGUGUUGAUUGAGCCCAAUUCCCAGUCUCUUGGUGGGCUUGUUCCUUUUAACCCCAUGGGGCUGGUUUGCUGUGGAAGCGCUUACCUUACCCACGUACUACGCACCAGAAAAGCCAUGAGCAAGCUUCCUCCCUGACCCCAUCCCCAGUGUCUGAGCUCUUGUGUCUUUUUUGUAGAUUUUUAAAUUAUUUGAGUAAUGAUUAUUCUAUUAAAGAGGUCUGUGCCCAUUGCCUGGCAAAGCCCCAAGUCUUUGGCAGACCUCUGAUAAAUGUCUGGAACAGGGCUGUUGUCUUCUUAACUGAGUGUGUUCCUAGCAGUGCCAAACUCCAUCUAGGAUGAAAGGCGGAAGUAAGUGGAGUCUUUUCAGAAGCCUGGGGUCAAAUCAAGAAGCAAACAGACCCCAGAGACUGGAGAGAGGGGGUGGAUCUACCGGGAGGGCUCUGGUGUGGUUGAAACCGGGCAGAGAUUAGAAAGUAAUACCCCCUCACCACUACAUCCCCACCCUCAACCCCACUGAAGGGAGAGCUAGCUGGGACCCGAUCGCCCCUGGAGGGCAUUUCCUUUCCCUGAGAGAGUGGUGAGGCCAGUGACUGUCUUUGCAAAAGUACUCACUUGCUUUCCAUGCAGUGGUGGGUAAAUUCUGUGUUCAGCUGUAGACAGGGCCCUGGGCUUCUCAAAAGUGUCCCUGUUUGCUCUCAGACUAUGUAGUGCUGUGCCUCUGAUACAACAUAGGGACAGUUCAUGGAAGUAAAUGUGACACCAUCCAGAAGCCCCAGGACUGAAGCCAUUUCCACCUGAGUCAGCUGACCAUUACCUGGAUAAGUCCAGCCAAUGAGCAAACCCCUUCUAGCAUGAGCAGCAGGGUUGCCUUGGGGUAUACGCUCUCUUUGCUCUCUUGGGUCAAAGGGGAAGAAAGCUGAGCUGAUGCCUUGGUCCACACACUGAUUUCAGCAGGGUCACCUCCCGUCACUAUGAUGCACCCCUCCCUCUCUGGUGCUGCUUGUGGGGUAGAGACCUGCAUGGAGGGACAGCAAGAGCACAGUACACCCUGUGAGAUGGUCAGAAGCGGAGGUGGCACAGGCGCUGGCCCAUCUGCCUGUUCACCUUGCAAAACAGAGGCCCCUACCAGGUGCUGGGCCAGUGUGGAGAAAGAACCUCGUGGAAGGAAACCCAAGGAAACUGGGCCCCAAGUGAAGUCCAGCCUCACAAUUCUUUUCCAAUCCAGAAAGUCCUAAAUUGUUCACACACAGGGUCAUCAGGACAGAAGGCCCAUCCUGCUACAGCAGGAGGUGACCUGCGCUUUUGCUAGGAUCAAACUUCCUACUUACCAAACUGCCACCCCGCCCCGAUGAUUUUUUUUUUCUGUUCCUGAAAAGGAUACCAGAGGACAUGUCAGAUGAGGUAGCCCACCAUUUCUCAGAUCCUGCAAUCCUUAUGAAUAUUUUCAACACUAAAAGGACCAGGCUUCCUCCAGCCUUGGGCUCCCUAAGUCACACCCAUCACAGCGGCAGCCUGGAGAGAGGACAGAUGGAAGAAAGGUCAGGAUGCUCUACAUUCAGGGCAGCAGCCACUGCCAGGGAAGCCAUGUCCUGCCACCUGCCACCUGCCACCUGCCGCCGGCACACCCUUGCUUCCGUGGACCAGCGCCUCUGCUGUGCCGAGUGGAGACUCUUCCCCAGAAGCAGAACAGCUGCCUAAACCAAAGCCCCGAGUCACACAGCUAACCAGAGGGAGGCUCCCAGCACCCCUGCCCCUCUCAGAAGAAGCAGUGCGUUCAUCAUCCAUCCUAAACUGACUCCAUCCACGGGCGGAGAAACCGGUUGACAUCCAGCCAUCUCUGGUUCAGGGCUUUCAUUUUCCACAACCCCAUUUCCCCCACGUGUGGCAUGGGUAGAUGACAACCCAGAAUUAGAAAUGAGGCAUCUGACAGAGUUUCCAGGGAGGCCGAGUAAAGUAUGCUCAGUGUAUCUCCAUCACCAGCUGACGGGGGACGUCAGGAGACCUAGUUGGCCAUGACACCACAUGACCGAGGACCCUUUGGGCCUGUACUGAGCUGUCCUUCUGAGGCUCCCUCUAGUUUUUCAGAAACUUGUGUUCCCAUCACAUCUGGUGUACCCCUGCAAUCCCCUCACCUCUGCCUCUGUGGUGUGCUGAUUUUCUUCCAUUACUCUACCACCUCUUGACAGGUUCAUUUUCU
Messenger RNA from Apodemus sylvaticus (European woodmouse), 3446 nucleotides. It is a transcript of the gene Mras, whose product is annotated as muscle RAS oncogene homolog. The record is from RefSeq and is a predicted model, not a curated record. Gene Ontology annotation, molecular function: GTP binding; GDP binding; GTPase activity. The coding region runs from base 419 to 1045 and encodes 208 amino acids. The transcript has 6 exons. Gene Ontology annotation, cellular component: plasma membrane. Gene Ontology annotation, biological process: signal transduction. Lineage: Eukaryota; Metazoa; Chordata; Mammalia; Rodentia; Muridae.